Messenger RNA from Rhinopithecus roxellana (golden snub-nosed monkey), 2725 nucleotides. RefSeq names its product phosphatidylinositol glycan anchor biosynthesis class Z (gene PIGZ). NCBI's taxonomy places the organism in Eukaryota, Metazoa, Chordata, Mammalia, Primates, Cercopithecidae. Gene Ontology annotation, biological process: GPI anchor biosynthetic process. The record is from RefSeq and is a predicted model, not a curated record. Gene Ontology annotation, cellular component: endoplasmic reticulum membrane. The coding region runs from base 180 to 1919 and encodes 579 amino acids. The transcript is spliced from 3 exons. Gene Ontology annotation, molecular function: alpha-1,2-mannosyltransferase activity.
CCGGCCGGCCGGGUGCGGGCGGCGGCGGCCCCAGUCUCCGCGCGGCUGAGGCGCGCCCGGCCGCUCCCACGGCCUCCCCUCCGCCCUCCGGUCCCGCCGCCUCCGGGGCCGCCUGGGACCCCGGCCCUCGCCGGGCAGGACGCCGCCAGCGCUGCAGGCGCAGCCCGGAGGCCGCGCGGAUGCAGAUCUGUGGAUCCAGCGUGGCAUCUGUAGCAGCUGGGACAUCAUUCCAGGUUUUGGGCCCGGUGUGUUGGCAACAACUGGAUCUGAAGAUGGCAGUCAGGGUGCUUUGGGGUGGCCUCGGCCUGCUUCGAGUGCUGUGGUGUCUCCUUCCGCAGACGGGCUAUGUGCACCCAGAUGAGUUCUUCCAGUCACCUGAGGUGAUGGCAGAGGACAUCCUGGGCGUGCAGGCCACCCGGCCCUGGGAGUUUUACCCCAGCAGCCCCUGCCGCACAGUGGUCUUCCCCCUGCUGACGUCCGGCUCUACCUUCUGGCUGCUCAGGCUCUGGGGAGAGCUGGGGCCGUGGCCUGGCCUGGUGAGUAGCUAUGCACUGCUGGUGGGGCCGCGGCUCCUCCUUGCUGCCCUUUCCUUCGCUCUGGACGGGGUGGUGUACCACCUGGCCCCACUGUUGGGGGCGGAUCGCUGGAAUGCCCUGGCCCUGCUCUCUGGUUCCUAUGUCACCCUGGUCUUCUACACAAGGACCUUCUCCAACACCAUUGAGGGACUCCUCUUCGCGUGGCUGCUGGUGCUGGUAUCCCCCCAUGUAAUGUGGGGCCCUACACGCAAGGAGCCUGUGCCAGGUCCAUGGUGGCACAGCUGGCUUCUUGGAGGCAUUGUGACUGCUGGCUUCUUCAACCGGCCCACCUUUCUGGCCUUUGCUGUGGUCCCUCUCUACCUCUGGGGCACUCGUGGAGCCACAAACCCUGGCUUGAAGUCCCUGACCCUGGAGGCCCUGGUGCUGCUCCCUGGGGCGGCCCUCACAGCAGGGGUGUUUGUGGCCAUGGACAGCUGGUAUUUCUCCAGCCAUGCUACAUCCAGGACCCUUGUCCUUACACCUGUCAACUUCUUGCACUACAACCUGAAUCCCCAAAACCUGGCGAGGCAUGGCACGCAUGUGCGGCUCACUCACCUAGCAGUCAACGGCUUCCUGCUCUUUGGGGUGCUGCAUGCCCAGGCCCUGCAGGCCGCAUGGCAACAGCUGCAAGCUGGCCUCCAGGCCUCUUUACAAAUGGGCCUCCUGAGAGCACUGGGUGCCCGGAGCCUGCUGUCCAGCCCCAGGUCCUAUCUCCUUCUCCUCUACUUCAUGCCCCUGGCCCUGCUGUCUGCCUUUAGCCACCAGGAGGCUCGGUUCCUGAUUCCCCUCCUGGUCCCCCUAGUCCUGCUUUGUAGUCCACAGACCCAACCUGUGCCUUGGAAGGGCACCGUGGUGCUCUCCAAUGCCCUCGGUGCCUUCUUCUUUGGCUGCCUGCAUCAGGGGGGCCUGGUGCCUGGCCUGGAGUACCUGGAGCAGGUGGUCCAUGCCCCUGUGCUCCCAACUGCACCCACCCACUACACACUCCUCUUCACUCACACCUACAUGCCCCCCCGGCACCUCCUCCACCUCCCAGGCCUGGGGGCACCAGUGGAGGUGGUGGACAUGGGUGGGACUGAGGACUGGGUCCUGUGCCAAGCCCUGAAAAGCUUUACCAGACAACCAGCCUGCCAAGUGGCUGGUGGGCCACGGCUCUGCCGCCUCUUUGUGGUGACCCCUGGCACCACCAGGCCUGCGGUGGAGAAGUGCGGCUUCCCCUUCAAGAAUGAAACACGUGUUUUUCCCCAUCUAACCCUGGAGGACCCACCAGCCCUGUCCUCCUUGCUGAGUGGGGCUUGGAGGGACCACCUCAGUCUUCACAUCGUGGAGUUGGGGGAAGAAACCUGACAAUAUGACAGAGCACCCACUGCCCACGAUUCAGCCAUAGAAGUUGCUGCCCCACCUUCUACUUGGGUAGCUGGGCUGGGACGCCGGGACAGGACCCAGGUUCUCCUUCACGACUCCCACUGCUGCCUCUCCUGGGCACGGCUGUUAGCUGUUCUGCCUUCUGGGUGAGCUGGCACUCCUCUCCCUGAGACCAAAGAUCUGACCUGUCAGUCUUGAUGUCAAGGUCCCCAAAGAACCAGGUGUAAGUGAUGACACCUGUCAGUUCCUGCCCUACUGCUUCCAGCCACUGUGAUGUUUGAAAUAUAUAAUAGUACCUGGUUGGGAAAAAAGAAUGAACUGCUAGUGACAUUCCCCAGUGACCUCUCCCAAACUUCCCAUGAUGCCUUGCCCUUGCUGUCACGACAACCUCUGGCUUCCUGAGACCGAUCUGCCUAUCCAAAUAAUGUGGAAGUCAGUGUGAUGAAGUAUAGAGAACAGGUGGCCCAGAUCCAGGGGACCCAACUUCUAGCCCCUUGGUCUGUCACCCCCUCGCUGUGUGAUCUUGAGAAAGCCCCUUCCACUCACCCACCCCACUUCCCAGUCUGUUGGGAUCAGAGGAUGUCUGCCAGCUAACAUCGUGUCAUUCCUGGACUCCACAGUAUACGUCCCCUGCCUCGACAGGCACAGCUCUCACAAAGCUCUGUAAGCAUGGAAGUGGGAGUUGUGUUGUACUUCACGGCACUCUGAUGCCUGCUGUCUCAGUGCUUGGUUAUUGUGCAGACAAGUCAUGUUUGAAAUAUAUAAUAGCACCUGGAGAUUUUCUCCCU